Molecule: messenger RNA, 2576 nt
Organism: Uranotaenia lowii
Lineage: Eukaryota; Metazoa; Arthropoda; Insecta; Diptera; Culicidae
Product: protein draper-like
Exons: 4
Coding region: 23-2410 (795 amino acids)
Source: RefSeq, a predicted model, not a curated record
UUUAAACUUUUAAUCGGUCAAGAUGAAUUACAAUAUUCUAUCAGUAAGCACAUUUCUGCUGUUGGCUAUUGAGACUCGAAUUAUCGAUGCCAAAAUGUGUCAGAUAGAAGAAAAACAUCCGGUAUCAUCAUUUCACGAAACCGUGGAGAAGAGCUACGCCUUAUGUUCGUACUCCUGUGGCUGGAGAUCUACCCAGUAUAAGAACGUUGAGACGACUUGCUACCAGCGGAAUUGUUACCUAGAGUACGAAACCAUUGAGAAGUGGGUGUGCUGCGAGGGAUAUUUCGCGAAGGGCAGCGAAUGUAUUCCGGUUUGUAGCAAUGGGUGCCACAAUGGCAAUUGCACCGCUCCCGAAACUUGCACCUGUAAUGCUGGCUACGCAAUGGAGAAUGGAAAAUGCACUGCCCAGUGCUCUAACUGCGCCAAUGGGAACUGUGUGGCGCCAAACGUUUGUGAAUGUUCGGCGGGAUUCGUGAAAAGCAAGGCGGGGUUGUGUGUCAAAAGAUGCUCGGAGGAUUGCGUCAAUGGGUUUUGUAAUGAUCAGGAUCAGUGUGUUUGUAGGGAGGGGUUCUAUUUCAACGAAAAACUGCUUGACUUUGGCAUUAAAAACAACACGGUUUGCACAGCGAAGUGUGAUAAGCAGUGUGUGAAUGGGUGGUGCGCGGGACGGAAUCUUUGCAAAUGUCUCCAUGGAUACGAGUUGGAUGCUAGGGAUUCAUUCAAGUGUGUUCCGGUUUGUAGGAAUUGUACUGGGGGUAUCUGUACGGCUCCUAACCAAUGUGAAUGUCCUGUAGGAUUUGUUCAACAGGAUGGAACGUGCAUUCCAAAGUGCCACUCUUCCUGCAUCAACGGCUAUUGCAGUGAUCCUGAUAAAUGUGUUUGUCACGAUGGAUUCCGAAUGUCAUAUAAGCCAAACGUCUGUGAGCCAGUUUGCGAUAUGCCAUGUGAGAAUGGAAGCUGUGUGGGGGUGAAUGAGUGCAAAUGUCUCAACGGAUAUCGCUCGAUCAGCAACGGCAAGUGUGAGCCAAUCUGUGAUAAGAAAUACAUUGACGUUGCCAAUGGAAAGUGCAUAGAGCCGAAUGUGCUUCAGUGUGAUGAAGGUUAUAGUUUGAAACAGUCAGCUGAUCGUCGUUUGACUUGCGUCUCGAUGUGUCACCCACCAUGUGAGAAUGCAACUUGCACAGCAUCCGGUAUUUGUGAGUGCUAUCAAGGUUACCAGUCAGUUGUCGGGAGUAGCCAUUCAUGUGAACCAGUUUGUGAUCCACUCUGUGUAAAUUCACAUUGCACGGCGCCAAAUAUUUGCGAAUGUCAAGAAGGUUACCGGAAGUCUGCAAAUGUAUCCAACAAUGUUUGUGAGUUUUAUUGCCAACUUGAAGUGGUGGACUGUUCAAAAGGACUUUGCACGGACGUGAAUACAUGUGAAUGUCCGGAAAACUAUGAACUGCUUGAGCACCCUGAUGGUGUUCUGCGUUGUACCCCUGUUUGUGACCAAGUGUGUAAUAAUGCGUUGUGCUCUGAAGAAAAGAGCUGUAAGUGUUUCCCUGGCUACAAACCUCUGAACUCAACCGAUUGUGAGCCUAUUUGUGAACAAGAAUGUGUUAAUGGAAUCUGUAAGGAACCCAACGUUUGUGAAUGCAAUACUGGAUACAAAAGUAAAACAAACUUCUCGUGUGAGCCUUUCUGUGAUCCUACUUAUGUAAAUUGCACCCACGGCGUUUGUGUCAAACCGAACGUUUGCGAGUGCCACGAUAGCUACAAUCUAACGCGAGUUGACGAUCACGAAGAAUGUCAACCUGUGUGCGAUUUCUUACCGAACAAUACCAUUUGUAUCGCACCUGGAGAACACCGAUGUCAAGACGGUCAUGAACUGGGCCAUCCUCACGGCCAUUGCGUGCCAACCUGUGAGCAGGACUGCGGAAAUGGCACUUGUAGUGCACCCAAUUUUUGCGAGUGUGACUUUGGCUUCAACUACGACAUCAGUAACAAAACAUGCACUUCAGUUUGUGAGAAAAUGUGCAGACCAGAGUCAGGCACCUGUGAGAAUCUUCUGUGCAAGUGCCUCGAGGGAUACCAAAAUUUGGAAAAUUCGUUCCAAUGUUCCCCGGUUUGUGAUCGUUGCCUGAACGGACACUGCAUUGCGCCUGGAGUAUGUCAAUGUUUUGAAGGAUUUCAACUGUCUAACGUUACCUCAUCGUGUGAGCUGGUGGCAGUAGCUCAAACAACUAGUGAAGGAUCAGAUUUUUCCUACCUCUACAUCGUUCUUAUCGUUUCAACGGUGGUUGUUUUUAUAUCAGCUAUUGCUCUAGGUCAUUACUAUCGAAAACAACGUCUGGGAAAAAGCUACGCUUGCAAAUAUGAUUCAAGCGUUGAGAGAACGAAUAUCACUGACGAUAUGUCUGAAUCCGGAUAAAAGAAGGGCAGUUUCGAAGAUUGAAAAAAAAAGAUUUAAAACAGUCGUUCCUGUAAAACAAUUUCAGGUUGAAGUAAAUUAAAUUAUUCGUGAGUAUUGGCAGUUAUUGGGCAUAUAAUAAAGUACCUACUAUCAUAAAAAGCACUUCAAGAAAUGUUUGCAAUAA